AUGCCUGCCCCCAUUGAGAUAACAGACCCUCUCGCCGUCGUUCGUGAGCUCUACGACGACGAGAAGCUGGUGGUCAACGACUUCGAGCGUCACGCCAACCACUGCGACUUCUGCGCCCACGCUGUCAAGACAUACAAAGAUAGCCAUGCACUCUGCGAGUCGGGCAACACCCGCGCCCGUACUCUCCGCAAAUACAUCUACAGCCAGAGCGGCAAGCACUACUCUACUGUGGACUUUGAGAGCGGCAACCCGACCAGGGUCAAGCUGCCCCGGGAUGCCCUCGCCUCUCGUGAGCUGCUCACAGCCCUCGAGCAAGGCCUGCGCAUCCGCGAGAAGGCCGUCGUCGUCCAGAAACCCAUCCAGCCCAUCCAGCGCGUCCCAUCUGUGAGCUAUGACCGGACCUACCCGGUCCCAGCUCGCAAGGUCAGCGGCAAGCAGGCUCGUCCUCGCUCCAUGUCCCCCGAGGCUUACCAGGUCAUCGAGAGGUCCCCUCGCCUUUCUCGCUCUCCUACUUCCAUCAUGUACCGCUCGCCCGGUGGCUCCCCCAGCCGUCCAUCCUCCAGCCGUGGGUCGCUGUACAGCCUUGACCGACAGGAGCGUGUGGAGCGAGUCUACGAGACACCUCGCCGCUACGUCGAGCGCUCACCCAAGCACCGGUGA
Molecule: messenger RNA, 660 nt
Organism: Penicillium vulpinum
Lineage: Eukaryota; Fungi; Ascomycota; Eurotiomycetes; Eurotiales; Aspergillaceae
Exons: 1
Coding region: 1-660 (219 amino acids)
Source: RefSeq, a predicted model, not a curated record